This is a messenger RNA of Rhincodon typus (whale shark), 549 nucleotides long. RefSeq names its product phosphatidylserine lipase ABHD16A-like. The coding region runs from base 1 to 549 and encodes 182 amino acids. Gene Ontology annotation, biological process: phosphatidylserine catabolic process; monoacylglycerol catabolic process. The record is from RefSeq and is a predicted model, not a curated record. The transcript has 6 exons. Gene Ontology annotation, cellular component: endomembrane system. NCBI's taxonomy places the organism in Eukaryota, Metazoa, Chordata, Chondrichthyes, Orectolobiformes, Rhincodontidae. Gene Ontology annotation, molecular function: glycerophospholipase activity; monoacylglycerol lipase activity.
AUGGGGCUUCGUUUCUCUCUAACGGAUAGUCUUGACGGGGCUCUUGAAGUUACUGGCGGCUUGGAGCUGGAGUUGGGUGUACCUUUCCCUCAGAAUGAAGCCAACGCCAUGGACGUGGUCGUACAGUACGCCAUCCAUCGCCUUAACUUCAAGGUCGAAGAUAUAAUUAUGUACGCCUGGUCUAUCGGUGGUUUCACAGCUACCUGGGCGACGAUGACCUACCCAGAGAUCAGCUCUCUGGUCUUGGAUGCUUCCUUUGAUGAUCUGAUACCCCUUGCGUUGAAGGUCAUGCCAGAGAACUGCAAGGGUCUGGUUACGCGGACAGUUCGAGACUACUUGAACCUCAACAAUGCAGAGCAGCUGUGCAAGUACCAGGGGCCUGUGUUACUGAUCAGGAGGACGAAGGAUGAAAUAAUCACAACCAUCCGUGCUGGUCACAGCCUGUCUUGUGACGCCAACACCGUCGAGAGCGCCAACGGAAGCUCAGCACUGUGGGGGUCUUACGGGCGGACCCUCGCUGUACCCCGCGGCCAGUUGGAUAGACCCUGA